Molecule: messenger RNA, 1166 nt
Organism: Rana temporaria (common frog)
Lineage: Eukaryota; Metazoa; Chordata; Amphibia; Anura; Ranidae
Gene: YAE1
Product: YAE1 maturation factor of ABCE1
Exons: 3
Coding region: 94-747 (217 amino acids)
Source: RefSeq, a predicted model, not a curated record
GUACGUCACACGAGGCGCUGGUAUUGUACGUAGCUGUCAGUUUUGUAGCAGAGGAGUUUAGAUUGGAGCUAUCAGGAGGGGAGCAGCUUGGAAAUGUCCUGGGUGAGGGCGGCCAUGGAGAGGGAAGAGGAGGUGUUCGAUGACGAGGGAGAUGAGAUGAACCUUCUACACAGAGAGUGGCAGAAGUCCAUGGAGAAUAGACUAAAGGAAGGGUAUCGAGAUGGGGUUGAUGCUGGAAAGGAAAAGUCAUUGCAGGCAGGAUUCGACCUGGGAUAUAAGUUGGGAGUAAACAUUCUAAUGCCAUGUGGAGAACUUCGGGGAACUAUUAGUGCUCUUGUCACGUGGUGUCAAGUUCACAAACCGGAUCCCACGAUGAAUACACAGCUUGGUGAACUCCUAGCUGCCACCUGCCAAUGUGAGGACCAAAUUGUCAAAGGCCUGUCGUCUGUUCAUCAGGUUGUUCAUCCCUCGGAGUUAUCAAGCGGUAUGGAUGACAUGGGACUCGGCAGCCAUACACAUGAGCCCAGUAAUGACUCUUGUGCUGCAGGCCAGGACUGUUGCCGCAAGCAGGAGCAUCUUCCUUCUUCCUUUCAAAACUGUAGGACUAUACAGGAGCUGAAUAAUGUUGUGAAACAUGAACUUUGUCAUAUUUUGAAAGGCACUUAUGCUAUAGCGCAACAGCUCAAUGUGUCCCCAGAUCUGCUUUGUUACUUACAAACUCUUGAAAUGAAGUGUUCGUUGAUUUGAAGACUCAGAAGAUUUUAUUAGAGAAUUUAUUUUUUAAAAACCAAACAUUGUCAUAUUUAAAAAAAUGCAUCGGGUGCUUUAGGGGGUUGGAUUCUCUUGUAUGCUUCCUAUCAACUGUUCCACUGUUAUAAAACAGUUAUUCAUAUAAGCCAUUACUGAUGAUUGGUUACGAUUAAAAACGUACAUCCUGGAAGUGCAAUAUUAUACAGUAUAUAUACACAUCUUCUUUGAUGAAUUCCACCCCCUUCGCAAAUCCCUAUCAUGAUGUCCCCGAGGGUAUGAAGUAGAGAUGCACCAAAAUCUUGGUGGGCAAAAAUCGGCCGAAAAUAGGGGUAUCUGCAUUUUUCAGAUACAAGGAAAAAGGCACUGAAAACUCACGCGAUGUUACUGCUUGUGGUGUUUUUCAUGGGACUCAAAAA